Rhipicephalus microplus (southern cattle tick) is the source of this 2222-nucleotide messenger RNA. RefSeq lists its product as uncharacterized. Lineage: Eukaryota; Metazoa; Arthropoda; Arachnida; Ixodida; Ixodidae. The record is from RefSeq and is a predicted model, not a curated record.
UUUCGUGCGUUGAACUGCUUGUUUUUACGUCACUCACAGAAAUUAUUUGUUAUUUUCACCAUGCAAAGCCACUUAAUAAGGUUGUUUCAAAGCAGUUUUAAAAUUACCAAUGUUUUUAUUAGAUUCUUGGCGGCAGGAGAGACGCUUCGAUUAUCAUCGUUCAAUUUUCUGACGGGUAGAUACACGGCCUGUGUCAUCGCUUGUGAAGUAUGCCAGGCAAUUAUGAAUGUACUUGGCCCCACAUACGUGGCACUUCCAUCGACACAGAAUGAAUGGUCAAAGGUUGCGAGAGAAUUUGAAGAGAAGUGGGAUAUGCCACACUGCGUGGGUGCCAUAGAUGGCAAACAUGUGUUUGUGGAGUGACCAGCAAACUCAGGAAUCCGAGACAAAAAUUACAAGGGCUCAUUCAGCAAGUCAUUGAUGGCAAUCAGUGAUGCAAACUACUGCUUUCUGUAUGUGGAGAUUGGUCAAAACGGAAGUAAGUCAGAUGGAGGCAUAUUCAGCCGAAGCAAGCUGCAACCCAUGGUGACCAAUGGCACUCUUGGAAUUCCACCAGACGCCUUUCUUGAUGGUCUUCAGCCUGUUCUCACUGGAAACACCACAGUUUCCACGGCCCAGUCCUCCUCUAUACAAAGCGGUGCAACCAGCCAAUUUGAGGAGCGCCACCAAGAAAGGAUAUUUUAUUAUAGGUUGAGCAGGGCUCGAAGAGUAGUCGAAAAUUCUUUUGGUAUACUCGCCCAGAAGUGGGGAAUUCUUCGUCGGCCAUUUAAAGCAAAAGAAGAGAACAUAACAAAAAUUGUGUCUGCCUGUGUGGCUUUGCACAACCUUCUUCUGAAGGAGUCGCCUGCAUCACGAAAUAUGUACUGUCCUCCAGGCACCACAGACAGUGAAGACUGGCGAGGCAACCGUACAGAUAGGAGCUGGAGAACUAAGGGUGUAGUUAACGGUGCACUGACUGCAUUAGCCGGCACAGGUGGGAACUCGGCAAGACACGCUCAUGCCAUUCGUGAUAAGCUGCGCCGGCAUUUCAUAAUACAGUGCCAUGGCAGGUGAAACAUGUGACAGACUGCAGAUGGUAACCAGUCAAGUAAGUUUACGCCUUCUUAACAUAUCUCUGUAGCAUGAACAGCAUCACGGCACAACAAUACUACACAACAAAGGUAAACAGCAUAAUACAAAUGAAGAGCUAUUUUCUAAUGUUGCCAUUUCACUGCCUUCAUCAUGAUUGGCUACCAGAUGAAAAAUCACUUCAAACUAUGUAUGUCUGUAUUAAAAUGUGCGAACAUAUCUACACAAAUAUAAGAGAAAACAAAUUAACUUUAAGAAACAGGCGACACCAUCCGAAUUAAUGUCAGCAAACAAAGUUUUAUUAUGAAAGCACAACUUGUGUGGAAACGGGGCAAAAUCAGGCUUUAUUUGCACUCCAAUUACUCCAAUUUUUUGCAAUCUUUAACCUCCUUCACUUUAUGGUAAACCAAAUUUUGCACCUCAUGCAUUGUGUCUAACUGGUCGUCUAAAGGCAGCGUGGGAAGCAUCCCAACUAUCGUGAGUCCAAAAUGGUACAGGACGUCUUUUUGUUGUUCUCGGCCUUCGCGUGCUGUUUUUAGAUGGUCAAAACAUGCCGCUGCCCCAUCCAAAGAUGUAGCUGCUUCAUUGAAAAUCCUGCAAAUGAGGAGAUGUGUGUUUUCAUAAUGUUCUGCACCGUAAUAAAUCACAACUUACGUCUUUCGGUUUUUUUACCCUCGACGACACUUCCUGGGCCUUGGUGCACUGUAAAAAACCUAAAUUAGUAAAGACAUCCUCUAUAAGUUGGAACACACCAUGUGCAGCGGCAACUACAAUGUUCUUGCCUUGUAUUUGCCUCCUCUCCUUCUGUUUCAAGGACAUCAGUCUCUUGUUGCCUGCAUGAUUAAUUUCCAAAAUAAUUAGCUGGGAGUGCCUUACAAACUUACAUACGAGGCAAUACUUAUUGCUCUACUUAUAAAUGUCAGCCAAUAUCUCAUAUGAAACCAUUAUUACGUUUCAGGACUGUCGGUGGUUUCUGCCUGACGACUGCUAAUGUCUGACGUGCUGCUGCCGCACCUCUCGAGGUCUUCUGUGUCGACUUCAAGAGUGUCGCUGUAUUUAUGUCGCUUCAACUUCACCCUGGCCCGUGCCUUCUUCCUUGUAACAUUCUGACCUGCAUCAAGAGAAAAUAAAUUCGUUUUUCAUAUUUACUCUAA